Molecule: messenger RNA, 2499 nt
Organism: Trachymyrmex septentrionalis
Lineage: Eukaryota; Metazoa; Arthropoda; Insecta; Hymenoptera; Formicidae
Product: peptidyl-alpha-hydroxyglycine alpha-amidating lyase 1-like
Exons: 6
Coding region: 371-2092 (573 amino acids)
Biological process (GO): peptide metabolic process
Cellular component (GO): extracellular region; membrane
Molecular function (GO): protein binding; catalytic activity
Source: RefSeq, a predicted model, not a curated record
GCGUCAUGUCUAACGCCACUUGUUGGAAAUGUGUGUUCUCCUGACACGCCGACGUACGUGCUUAAUACUGUUUCGCAAUAAUACAUGCGAUAAUCAAAUGUUCUAGAUGACAUUAAUUACAGUUAUUUUGAGUGAUGCUAUUCGCAAAAGAAACUACUAGUUUGUCAUACGUGGCUCUGAAGUGUGUUAUAGACGAAGGUAGACGUGACUUUUGUAAAAUUCUCUCAAAUUGCUAUAAUAUUUCCGCAAUCUCAUAAGAUCACAAAGAUCUUUGAUAUUGUCCAAUACGAUAGACGCCGCUAGUGUUUCAGUUAUUGAUGAAGUAGAUUGAAAAUAUAGGGAAAUAUAUACCUAAUGACGAUUUCGCGAAAUGACGACUCUUCGAUAUGAUACUCUCUGCUCCGUUUUGAUUUUGCUCCAUAUUUUAGUGCAUACUAAGGCAGCACUGAGAGAUAUUCUAAAUGUUCAGCAUUUACCUGAUACCAAGUUUGGUCCGAAUGAAUAUUCUGAUGAUGAUAGAGAAUACUCCGAUGUUGAUGACAGAGAUAGAGGAUCUUUAGCACGACCGAAUAAUCAACAAAACACAAAAGACCAUUUAUAUUCAAAAGUUGAUAGCUAUCUUGACAAAGAAGAGCAAGUAAUUACAGAUAUCUUGGAUAAAAAUAUAGUAUGGGAUGCACAAUGGGGGGCACAACUGAAACUUACUCAAGCAUCAGCAGUUUCUGUGGAUCCAAAUGGCAAUGUUGCAAUAUUUCAUAGAGGGGCUCGUGUUUGGGACUCUAAUAGUUUCAAUAAUGAAAACAAAUUUGAUCCGAAUAAUGGGCCGAUAGUGCAAAAUACAAUAAUCCUUCUGGAUAAAAAUGGUAAAGUGAUAUCGGAAUGGGGAAAAAACAUGUUUUAUCUGCCACAUGGUUUGACUAUCGAUCAGUCUGGGAAUUAUUGGAUAACUGAUGUAGCAAUGCAUCAGGUAUUCAAGUUUGAUGCUCAAGAUGUAAAGAGACACAUGGAAGAACUAAAAAGUGCACAUGUUAACCCAGAGACAAGUGUGACUAACAAUCAUGCCAGCAUGUUAAAGCCAUCUAUAAUUUUGGGAGAGGCUUUUGUCCCUGGUAAUACUGCGAGCACAUUUUGUAAACCAACUGACGUUGCUGUACAUACUAAUGGUGACUUUUUCGUCAGUGAUGGAUAUUGCAAUUCUAGGAUAAUUAAAUAUAAUAAAAAAGGUGAAUUAAUUUUACAGUGGGGACGACUUUGGAACAGUAAAGAGUUUGUCUAUUCACAGUCGCCUCCGCCAUAUGCGUUUCUUGUCGCGCAUGCUUUAGCACUCGCGAGUGAAUUAAAUUAUCUUUAUCUCGCUGACAGAGAAAAUGGCAGGAUAUUGUGCUUCUUUGCCAACAACGGUACAUUCCAUAAGGAAUAUAGACAUCCUGCUAUUGGUACAAAAAUUUACAGCGUUGCCUACGCUCGAGAAAAAUUAUAUCUAAUUAAUGGACCUAAUCUAUUUAUAAGUAAUCCAGCACCAGUAAGAGGCUUUGUACUUGAUAUAUAUUCCGGAAAGAUAUUAUCAAUGUUUGAGCCCAAGAAAAAUAUGGAUAAUCCACAUAAUCUGCAUGUGACAGAAGAUGGUUCUGAGAUAUACGUAGUUGAAUUAAACAAUAAGAAAGUUUAUAGAUUUUUACAAGGAGUAAACAGUUCUAAUAAUUCGCAGUCAACUAAACGGCAUCAACAUCAGAUCUUAAUACAUCCUGAUACUGAAGAUGCCGAUACUGAAAAGACCAAUAUGACAAAAUUGAUUCUAGGCCUUGGCUCAGCGGCCGUUUCCUUUAUUACAAUUUGCAUUGCGAUUGCUGCCAUUGUAGCGAGAUGUCAAAAACGAGGAUAUCUACGAUAUCUCACGGCACGCAAGAGGAUGAGUUGGGAGGCCGAGAGGCGAGAAAAUUUUAAGCUGACGAGCCUGCUGGAGAAUCGCCGCGGUAGAAGUUUCAAAUUCCUGGAGAAACGGCCAAACCCGCGCGAUUUCAGCAAAUUGAACACAGAGCCGGAAACUUCGGAAGACGAGCGUCCCGAGAACAGUCUUGCGAGGGUGAUUUAAAGAUAUUCCCGAGUAACGCCAUGACGUCGCGCAAAUAGUAUUACGGAAACGAAACAAGGGAAAUCAUGCUAGAUCGCUCAUUAAUGAUCGCACAACGCGAUCUCGCAGACGCGUCCGUUCGUUUAGUUAUUCUUGAAUAUUCGCGCUGUCGAGUACCGAGCCGACUCAAAUUCGACUGACGGUACGCGUGCGCGAGAUGAUCACCUUGCCGACUAUCGAAUAUAUAGCUGUUUGACAUUACCAUUUAUCUUCUCAAUAUAUUCUACUGUAAGAGGGGCUUAGUAAAAAAAAUGAAGUGCCAUACUUGCCAUUUUGCAUAAAAUGAAACCAGAUAUGUAUAUCACUAUACGUUUUCAAUAUAACUAAUAUAAGUCUUUCAAUUGUGGCCAUCAUAUAUAACAUCAUAU